Messenger RNA from Lepisosteus oculatus (spotted gar), 2722 nucleotides. Lineage: Eukaryota; Metazoa; Chordata; Actinopteri; Semionotiformes; Lepisosteidae. The record is from RefSeq and is a predicted model, not a curated record.
AUGGUUAAAAGGUUCCUGCAGCGCUUCAUUGACCCGACGUCCCGAGAGGAUGAAAAUGCAGGCCUGGAUUUAAAUGAGCCCCUCUACAUGCAGAAACUGGAAGAGAUCAAUGUGGUGGGAGAGCCGGUGCUGAAUGUGAACUGUGCGCAUCUGCAGUCCUUUGAUGCGGACUUGUACAGGCAGCUGGUCUGCUAUCCACAGGAAGUGAUUCCUACUUUUGACAUGGCUGUGAACGAGACUUUCUUUGAGCGCUUCCCGGACUCCAUUUUGGAAUACCAGAUUCAGGUGCGGCCCUACAACGCUCAGAAAACCAAGAACAUGAGGAGUCUCAAUCCAGAGGAUAUCGACCAGCUGAUCACGAUCAGCGGUAUGGUGAUCCGCACCUCCCAGCUGAUCCCCGAGAUGCAGGAGGCUUUCUUCAGGUGCCAGGUGUGCGCCUUCAGCACGCGGGUGGAGGUGGACCGCGGGCGCAUCGCCGAGCCCGCCGUGUGCCGCAACUGCAACACCACGCACAGCUUGGCGCUGAUCCACAAUCGCUCCGUCUUCUCGGACAAGCAGAUGAUCAAGCUGCAGGAGUCCCCUGAGGACAUGCCGGCCGGACAGACGCCCCACACCACUGUGCUGUGCAUUUACAGGGCCGUCCCCAUGCGGCUGAACCCGCGGCAGAGCAACGUGAAGUCGGUGUACAAGACGCACAUCGACGCCAUCCACUUCCGCAAGACGGACGAGAAGCGGCUGCACGGGCUGGACGAGGAUCUGGAGCAGAAGCUCUUCACCGAGGAGCGGGUGCAGACGCUGAAGGAGCUGGCGGCCAAGCCCGACGUCUACGAGCGGCUCUCCUCCGCCCUGGCCCCCAGCAUCUACGAGCACGAGGACAUCAAGAAGGGAAUUCUCCUGCAGCUGUUUGGAGGCACCCGCAAAGACUUCAGCCACACCGGGAGAGGAAACUUCCGCGCGGAGGUCAACAUCCUGCUGUGCGGAGAUCCCGGCACCAGCAAGUCCCAGCUGCUGCAGUACGUCUUCAACCUGGUGCCCCGCGGGCAGUACACCUCGGGCAAGGGCUCCAGCGCGGUGGGGCUCACGGCCUACAUCACCAAGGACCCCGAGACCCGCCAGCUGGUGCUGCAGACCGGCGCCCUCGUGCUGAGCGACAACGGCAUCUGCUGCAUCGACGAGUUCGACAAGAUGAGCGACAACACGCGCUCGGUGCUGCACGAGGUGAUGGAGCAGCAGACCCUCUCCAUCGCCAAGGCUGGGAUUAUUUGUCAACUGAAUGCCCGGACAUCAGUCCUUGCUGCGGCCAAUCCAGUAGAGUCUCAGUGGAAUCCCAAAAAGACCACUAUUGAGAACAUCCAGCUCCCACACACACUGUUAUCAAGGUUUGAUCUCAUCUUCCUGAUGCUCGAUCCCCAAGACGAUGCCUAUGACCGGCGUCUGGCUCACCACUUGGUGUCGCUGUACUACCAGACCGAAGAGCAAAUCGAGGAAGAGUUCAUGGACAUGGCAGUGUUGAAAGACUACAUUGCCUACGCGCGCACGUAUAUUAACCCUCGGCUCAGCGAGGAAGCCAGCCAGGCCCUCAUUGAGGCCUACGUGGACAUGAGGAAGAUAGGCAGCGGCAGGGGCAUGGUCUCGGCCUACCCUCGCCAGCUGGAGUCCCUGAUCAGGCUGGCCGAAGCCCACGCCAAGGUGCGCUUCUCGGAGGUCGUGGAAACCAUCGACGUGGAGGAGGCCAAGAGGCUUCACCGUGAGGCUCUGAAGCAGUCGGCCACGGACCCCAGGACCGGCUUUGUGGACAUCUCCAUUCUGACUACAGGGAUGAGUGCGACAGCCCGGAAACGCAAGGAGGAGCUUGCUCAGGUUUUGAAGAAGCUCAUCCAGUCCAAGGGCAAGACCCCAGCCAUGAAAUACCAGCAGCUGUUUGAUGAUCUCCGUGGACAGUCUGAUGUUGCCAUUACCAAAGAUAUGUUUGACGAAGCCCUUCGUGCUUUGGGUGAUGAGGACUUCUUGACUGUCACCGGAAAAACUGUCCGACUGCUUUAAAUGUUUAGUUUUGCCACACGCAGCAGUAGUGCUUACUGCUUUUUCCAACCAAUUACAAAUACAACUUUUGACUUUUCACAAUUUUGUUUUUCCAAAAAGUUUCAGAAUCGUUGCGGAUUGUCUUCUGAUGUCAAGCUUGGGCACAGUUGUGAAUAUACAGCAAGAAAGAUGUUGUAAAUAAAAUACAUUUUUUGUAUUUCACUUGCAUUUGUCAUAAGGAUAAAAUUCUUGUUUGCAGGAUAGCUGAAAUCCACAUUUUCCUCACCCCCCCCCUCUUUUUGGGGAAAAAAUGUUUUCUUUCUUGAAGCCCAGUCAUCCUCUGUAAAGUGUGAUUAGGGGGCCAAAUGUUAUUAUAUUACAAUGCUCUUUCCUUAUUGUCUUCAAUGUGUUUUACUUUUCUGGUGUUUCACUUCUAUUAAUGUAAUAAUUACUGUAUUGUAAAAUGAAUAAUAGGUUAAAAUAAAAUUAAAUAAAACUUUUCCUAAGAAAGUUUGGCUUCUCAUACUGAAAACAGGUGAGCAAAUAUAAAUUCUGCUGUGAUUAGACUCAUUCUGAACAUCCGCCAAGUGCAAAAUGAAUUGCAUUACAUGCUUUUAUGUAUCUGUGAGUACAAUAGUGGCUUGUGUUGAGGAAUACUCCCCGUACAAUAAAACUGUUUAUUGAUUUGGUUCUACUGCUA